Hirsutella rhossiliensis is the source of this 1584-nucleotide messenger RNA. RefSeq lists its product as uncharacterized. The record is from RefSeq and is a predicted model, not a curated record. Gene Ontology annotation, molecular function: metallopeptidase activity. NCBI's taxonomy places the organism in Eukaryota, Fungi, Ascomycota, Sordariomycetes, Hypocreales, Ophiocordycipitaceae. Bases 1 to 1584 code for a protein of 527 amino acids. The transcript is spliced from 3 exons.
AUGGCUGGCCCAAUAGAAGUUGAAGACAAUGUCGCACACUUUGGCUGUGGCAAUGCGGACCUUACCGCCGAGGAGCACAGCGUCUAUUCGCGCCAGCUCGGGGCUAACCGGCCGCAGAAUGAUGACGGCAGUGAGAUCCCGUUGCCUUUGUCCUUCGCAUUCUGCUGCACACAAGAAUCAGACUGCCCAUUUGACGCUCAAGAGAUGGGACAGAAGGAGACUGAAGUGAUGAACGAGUACUGGAACACCCUCGGAAUCAACUGGAAUCUCGCCACCUCCGUGAAGAUCAGCAAUGAUAGCCGCUGUAAAUUGGAGAUUUUGAGCGGCCAACAACCAGAUCUGGAAAGUCUAAAGAGCGCCGUCCGUGCACCUGGCUCGGAACAGCUCACCAUUCUCUCCAUGCCAUCUAACAAAGGCGCGGGCACGAAGGGACAGUGCAUUGUUCCGCAGGGGGAACCUCCUCUCAAGAAGAACGAGCAAAGUUUUGUAGAUGGCUGCGUCAUCGCCAUGGAUACCCUCCCAGGCAUGGAAAACGCUGGCGCCGGCAAAAGGCCAACACAGAACGGUGGCUCAGGCGGAGGCUUCGGCCGCUUUUUCCGUCGCCAACAGGAGCAACGUCAACGUCCGAGCAUCACCACCGUUCACGAGGCUGGUCACUGGCUCGGUCUUGAGCACGAACCGCAGCCGGGGGGGCAAGGCUUCCGUGCGGGGCGUAGGCGGGCAGCUCAACGGGGCAACGUCAUGGAGCCGUGGUCCCGCCCAGGCGUUAACUACGAGUUCAAUGAUCGGCAGAAGAGACAAGCGCGGCAAAUGGCGCUGGCGCGUAUUCAAAAGGGAAACUCGACUGAUGGCACUGAAUACAACGAUGGAGGCGGAAUCGGCGCAAAAGGAUCACCUAACCAGUCUGGCUCCCCAGGGGCUCCUCAGGGUAGUCCCACUCAAGACCGUACUCGCGGAGGAGUCAAUACCCCCCCAGGACCGAUCGGCGACCAGGGUGGUCCCCGUCAAAACGGUCCAAGCCGAGGAGAGUGGCCAGCCGAUCCUCUCCAGCCACCGUUUAGCGGCCCGGAAAUCUUUAGAGGCGACGGUAGUCCCGGCGAAGACGGUCCAAGACGAGGACAAAAGCCGGCCGAGCCUGUCCAGCCACCGUUUGGCGGCCCGGAAAUCUUUAGCGGCGACGGUAGUCCCGGCGAAGACGGUCCAAGACGAGGACAAAAGCCGGCCGAGCCUAUCCAGCCACUGUUUGGCGGCCCGGAAAUCUUUGGCGGCGACGGUCCAAGACGAGGACAAAAGCCGGCCGAGCCUGUCCAGCCACCGUUUGGUGGCCCGAAAAUCUUUGGCGGCGACGGUAGUCCCAGCGAAGACGGUCCAAGUCGAGGACAAAAGCCGGCCGAGCCUGCCGACCCGGCGUUUGAUCGUCCAAGAAACUUCGAGGGCGACGGUGGCUUUUCAGGCAUCCCCCAAACGGUUUCAGAGGGUAUCCAGGAGGGUCAGGGAGACUUGGGCGAAGGAGCCGGAGCACCCGACCUCAACACCAACAAAAUUAUCUCUUCCGGGAUGAAGAAUUUGGGCAUGGCCAGCUAG